This is a messenger RNA of Xyrichtys novacula (pearly razorfish), 4873 nucleotides long. The record is from the annotation of a GenBank genome assembly. NCBI's taxonomy places the organism in Eukaryota, Metazoa, Chordata, Actinopteri, Labriformes, Labridae.
AAAUUAAGGAACCGUUUGAAGCAGUUGUGUUCAAAAUGGCGUCGCGCAGGGAAGUUUCUCUCAGCGUUACUUGUGUGUGGAGAGUGUUUCUACAGCAGUGAGCCUCUAUGCUUUAAAAAAAACGUAUAGUGUUGUUUUUUCAGUUCACCUUUUCUCAGUGUUCCUCCUGUGACUCAGCUCCAGGUAGACUCCAGCGGGGACGGAGCGGCACCGCUUCAGUUUCAGAGUCAGUGGGUGAAAAUGUCUCAGGUCCAAAUGCUCAGAGAUUUUGUCAACCAACGACUGACUGCAGCUGCAGAGGAGAUCUUUGAAGUGUUUGGAAGAACGAUAGCAGAGUACGAGGAGCAACUUUAUCGGUCAAAGGAGGAAAAUGAACAACAGCAAAGACUAUUGGACACGGUUUACAGCUCCCAGCUUCUUUCAAGCAGAACAGGUUUGUUCAUCUAUCAUCCUCAUUUAUAUAUUUUUAUUUUUAAAAUAAACCUCAAAUAUGUAACAUGGUCCCGGCAUGGUUCAACAUAUGGUUUGAAAGCCAGCUUUUUUUGAUGAAGGCUUUAUUUAAGUGUCCAUAUUAGUUAAUAACCAUUAUCUUUUACACUCAUUUUAUUUCUGAAAGUGUAGGAACUGAAACCACAUUGUCACCAAAAACCAUGUCCACUAGUUUGAUGCCAGAUUCUCUCAUUUUUUUAUUAGACAUGUCUUGAAAUUUGGAGCCUGCAAUGUGGUCAGUCAUACUUCCCAUCUCAAAAUUACUCAUUUGACUUCUUUAAUUUAACAAGGGAGCCUUGAUGGAUCAGCUGUAAGUUAACUCUGGUACAAUGCAUCAAAUAAUAAUAAAAUAAUAAUAAUAAUAAUAAUAAUAAUAAUAACUUUCCAAAAAAAAAGAAGUUUACAAAGUGCUUGACAAACAGUUGCAAAGCGUCAGCACAUGGAAAUAAAAACAAAUAAAAAACAAAAGUUCAGUUAAAAACAAGGCCUCUGAAUUGAAGGACAAUUUCAUUUGUCAUAAGAAACCCAGACAAUACAAGAACCCUACAACAUAAAAUGAAACCAUGAGGACCAAAAUAAAAACAUAAGAUAGGCAAGAGAAAGAAAUGUGAUUAAAAAAGGGGCGUUAGAAAGCAGGAAACAGGAUAGUAAAUUUAAAAAGACAAUAUUAAUAAUGAUAAUUAAAUCAUAAUAAAACAAUAAUGAUGGUAAUAUUAAUGCUAAAAUGGAAUAACAAAAAUGAGCAGGAAAAAACAAUCAAAUUAAUAAAAGGCCUAAAAGGUAAAAUAAGAAAAAUUUUAAGUGAAACAAAGGCUGAAAGGACAGUAAGUUGAAAUAAGAUAGAAGUAAAAGAAAAAAGAUAAAAGAUGGCUAAAAAUGGCUACAUUAAUGUUUAAUAUUGUACAUGUAAAAAUACAAUAAACACUAUAAAAGUGAAAAAUUUAAUGUCUUUUGAUGUGACAACUGAGCUGCAGGGGGCAGCACCUUCUGGUAACUUCCCCUUAAAAUUAUUGCUUUUCCUUAUCUCACCAAGAUUAUUUUGGUGCUGAAUUCACACAUUGCGCCCCCUAGAUCAGCUGGUUCUCACUCUUCAUUUAGCUGUAAGGUGAAAUUUUCUAAAAAAGCAAACCUGUAAGAGUUGGGGUUAGGGUGACGAGUAGCCUUUGCUUGGUGGUUGGCUUUUUAACACUGUAGUAUUUUCUUUUUGUGGUUACCCUGACAAGUCUAAAUUCAGUAAGCCAUUGCAUGAUACAAUACGACACCACGUGAUUUAUAAUAGUACAGUAUCACAAGUUAUGACAUGGUAUAAAAUGCCACAUUAAUAUGAUUUGACAUGAUACGAUAUGGAACACACAACAUAACUUAUUACGUUGAAGGGAAUGUCUCUGCCCCGUUUCAAUGAUUCUGAUUUUUUUCAGGUAUGGUUUUUGUAUUAUUUAGAGGAUCCAACAUCCCUUUGACAUCUGCUUACUUUUCCCAGCAGACAUCCAGGAGCUGUCUGUUCUUGAAGAGAAGCUUCCCAGUGAGCAGGACACUUGCUCCCAGGAAGACACUGAGACUCCAUGCAUAAAAAAAGAACAGGAGGGACUGUGGAGCAGUCAGGAGGGAGAGCAACAUCAAGGUCUGGAGAUCUAUUCCAGCAAUUUCCAGUUCACUUCUGUUCCUGUGAAAAAUGAAGAUGAUGAAGAGAAUUCUCCAGACCAUCAUGAGAGAGAAACUGGACGUAUGAAAACAGGAAAUGGUGGAGGAGACCGCAAAAAAACUGAACAAGCAAGGAAGCCAAGUCUUGAGAGAAAUUUACAACCAGUGAUUAAGGUCAGGACGGUGGACACUUCUGAACCAGGGACUGAAGAGAAAGAUUAUGAUUGGAUGGAGACCAGAGAACAUUAUUCAAGUUUAAAAUGUGUAAAAUACAAGAAUAGUAAGAGACCAAAAACUAAUAAGAAGCCACAUAGUUGUCCUGAGUGUGGUAAAACAUUCAGCAGACAUCAUAUUCUAAUCAGACACAUGAGAAUUCACACAGGAGAGAAACCAUUCAGCUGCUCUUGGUGCGGCAAAAGAUUCAACCAAAAAGGGAAUCUGACCAAUCACUUGGUUCUACACACAAAAGAGAAACCUUUCAAAUGCUCUGAGUGUGGGAAAAGUUUUAGCCUUAAGGGAAAUUUGACCAAACAUAUGCUUGUUCAUACGCGAGAGAAACCUUUCAGCUGCUCUGAGUGUGGUAAAAGAUUUAGCCAAAAAAGGGUUCUAAUCAAUCACAUGGUUGUGCACACAAGGAAGAAACCCCAUAGGCAUUCAGCAGAGAUCAGUCUGAUAUUGAUGGAAACAGAGGAGCCUCCUAUUGAACAGCAUGAAUGGAGCCACAAUCAGGUCCAAAAGGGCACUGAGCAACCACUUAUUACCAAGGAACAGGAGGGACCGUGGAGCAGUCAGGCAGGGCCCCAUGGACUGGAAGAGGCCUAUACAGCAAAGUUUUCUUCAACUACACAGAGUGAGGAUUGUGACAAGAAACCACAGCUUCAUCAAAGUGAAACUGAACAUAUGCAAACAAGAAAUGGUGGCGAGGAUUGCAGACGGCCAGGACCAGCAAAGGACCCGGACUGUGAGGAAGAUUUACAAACAGAGGUCGAGGUCAAGACUGAAGACUUUCCUGAGUCAGUGACUGAAAACGGAGUUCAUGACUGGUGGGAGACCGGAGAACAACAUCCAAGUUUUGGCAUUGUAAAAUACAUAAAACAUAAAGAACCAGGGACUGAUGAGAGUUUACAUAGUUGUCCUGAGUGUGAUAACACUUUUAGAGAGGAACAUGCUCUGACCGCACACAUGAAUAUUCACAUGAGUGAGAAAUCCUUUUGCUGCUCUUGGUGUGGUAAAGAAUUCAACCAUAGAGGACAUUUAAACAAACAUAUGAUUCUUCACACGGGAGAGAAACCGUUCAGCUGCUCUAUAUGUGGUAAAAGAUUUAACCAAAAAGGAAAUGUGACAGCACAUAUGGUUCUCCAUACAAAAGAGAGACCCUUUAGCUGCUCUGAGUGUGGUAAAAGAUUUAACCAUAGAGGAAAUUUGUCUAAACACAUGUUCGUUCACACAGGAGAGAAACCUUUCAGCUGCCCCGAAUGUGGUAAAAGAUUUACACAGAAAGGAAAUUUGACUGCACACAUGAUUCUUCAUACAGAAGAAAGACCUUUCAGAUGCUCUGAAUGUGGUAAGGGAUUUAGCCAGAAAGGCAAUUUCACCAAGCACAUGUUGGCUCACAGGAGAAAUACCUUAAGCUGCUCUUAAGUUGGUGAACGAUUUAAUCAAAAAUCAGAUCUGACUGCACCUAUGACCUCUCAGAAGGAGGGAAAACUUUAAGGUAGUCUUAAUGCGCAAGUCGAUUUCCCUCAAAGUCAGCUCUGGGAUCUUUGCAUGCAACCUACAGAGGGGAGAACUUCGUCUGAGCCGCUGAGUGUAGAAAAAGCAUUUUUUUGGUUUUCUCAGUUAUCAAGCUGAAGAGAGAAGAGGCAAAAACCGACGUUAAUAGCGAGAACUGCCACAGACCAUAACAGUGCCUCAGAUCAAAAGAAACAUUCAUAUUGACUCAUGAUAAACAAUGUGAUUUCUUUGUACCUGUGACUCUGUGAGAUAUUAAUGAGUUGUUGGGCUGAUGUUAAAAGUGUAAAAUAGAGCUGCAGAUUAUCGGACAAAACUUUAAUUGCGAUUUGUCUUCUUUCUGCAAUGUAAUUAUGAUUUGGAAAAAUACAGGUGAUUGAACCAUAAGACUGUGGUGUCUUGUAUUUACUAAGAAUGAUCAACAAUCAGAUUUUGUCAUUGACUAUGUUCCUCAUACAUUCUUAGUUUCUCCUAGUUCAAAUCUGACUCAAGAUGUGUACAAAGUAGAAGUUGGACAACCCUAAGAAGCGUGGUAAAUGGACAUCAACAAGUGUAUAUUAGCUAAAGUAACAGAGUUUAUGAUGACUAACUGCUGCUCUUCAUAUCUCUUAUAGUUUCCACAUCAUCUGUGUUUGUGGCAUGUUUCACCCAGAAAUAUGUUAAUAUGUUUUGUGCAUCAUUAACAUUCAUAGUAACAGUAUGCUUUUUAUAUUGUAUUUAUUUUUUAUACCAACCUCACAAUUAAUGGCAAAUAGCCCCAAAACACUUGUGUGAGAUUGUAAAAUUUAACUGUUUCAGGAUCAUGAUUUGCCAAUUUGAAUUUGAUGCCAGCAACAUUGAUCAAACUGUUGCAACAAAAAACUGAAAAGAUGCAACAUUUCACUAUUAAAGGGCAACCAAUGGAGGCUGAGUCUUUCUGUGGUAAAGAUUGAAAGGAUGUCAAAGGAGGGAGCACUAAUUCACUAACUCUCAACUUUGAUGUUGCUACCUCCUUGGAGCUGAUUUGUUGGGG